Messenger RNA from Triticum aestivum (bread wheat), 2665 nucleotides. RefSeq names its product transcription factor GTE8. The record is from RefSeq and is a predicted model, not a curated record. Lineage: Eukaryota; Viridiplantae; Streptophyta; Magnoliopsida; Poales; Poaceae. The coding region runs from base 1 to 1926 and encodes 641 amino acids. The transcript has 11 exons. Gene Ontology annotation, molecular function: protein binding.
AUGGAGAUCCCGUCAUAUAGCCUUCGAAAGAGAUUCCGGGCAGAGCUUGAUUCUGUCCGAUAUCUCCUCAAGAGGCCAGAGUUUUUGGCCAUCAUGCCUGUCAGCCGAGCACCUGGUUUCUCAUCGUCGGCUGCCCCUCGAGCUAAAAAAGUGCAAAGGGGGAGCCAUGUUCUCCGCGGUGCCAAGGGACGCUUCUUGCCGACCAAACCCCGGCCUGAAACAUCUACAGUGUUGCCUGAAGCUACAAUUCUGAAGCAGUGCGAAUCUAUUCUGAAGAAGCUGAUGACUCAGAAAUUUAGUCAUAUUUUUAAUGUUCCAGUAGAUGUGGAAAAGCUGAAUAUUCCAGAUUAUAAUGAAAUUAUCAAGCACCCGAUGGACCUUGGGACCAUCAAGAAGCAGCUAGAUUCUGGUUCCUACACAAGUCCUUUUGAUUUUGCAGCUGAUGUCAGGCUGACCUUUAACAAUGCGAUAACGUAUAAUCCCCGAGGGCAUGCAGUGCAUGAUAUGGCCAUUCAACUGAAUAAAAUGUUUGAGUCCAGAUGGAAAACAGUUGAGAAGAAGUUAGUUUCUGCCGCCACUAAGCCACAUGUUGAGGUUGAUAGAGCUGACUCAAAGAGGAGAAAGACCCCUCCUGUGGACCGCAGUGACUUGUCAAUAGAUUGUGUCAGGCCAACUGAGAUUGUGAAGCCAAAGAUGACAUUUGAGGAGAAAGAAUCCUUCGGAAACUGCUUAGCUUCUUUGUCUGAGGAUCCAGAAUUACCUGGUCACAUCAUUGAUAUGUUACAGCAGUGUAUUGACAACAAUACAGAUCAGCUUGGGGAUGAAGAGAUAGAGAUUGAUAUCCAUGCACUCAGUGAUGACAUACUAUUAGAAUUGAAGAAGCAUGUGGACAAGUACUUGCAAGAGAGAGAUCACCAGCAGACAAAAUCUGAGCCUUCUGAGAAUGAGGCUGUGAAUAUUUCUGGCCUCAGUCAUUCAUCCACAAAUCCCUGCAAAGGUGGUGAGCCUGUUGAGGAGGAUGUGGACAUUUGCGGCAAUGCAUCCCCUAUAUUGAUAGAGAAGGAUCCACAGAUCAGAACAAGCAAAUGUGGUAGUCCAAGUAGUUCCAGCAGUGGCUCGGGAUCUUCAUCCAGUGAUUCUGACUCAGGCAGUGACGCUGAAAGCGAACCAGAAAAAGCUGGUAGCCCAGCAAAGCUUGUGAAGGGUAUUAAAAUACCAGAACAACCUGCAGAGCAAGAAAAGAGUGAUGAUGUUAUUAGCCCUGUUGAUGUUAACAACACUACUGCUGAUGUGGAACUCCAUGAACUGGACAAUGAGUCCAAGGCUGCACCUGAGGACACCGUUGCUGAUGUGGAACUCGGUGAGCAGGACAACGAGUCGAAGGCUGCACCUGAGGGGGAGAAUGCAAAACCUGACAGGCAAGUCUCCCCGGACAAGCUCUUACGAGCAGCUCUUUUGAGGGGCCGUUAUGCUGAUGUAAUUGUGAAAGCUCGUGGGAUUCUCUGCCAGGGUGGAGAUAAACAGGAGGAGCUGGAGAAACUGCAGAAGGAAGAGAAAGAACGGCUUCUGGCUGAAGGUAAUGCAGCCAUGGAAGCCCGCAGAGCUGAAGCAGAGGCUGAAUCUAAGCGUAAGCGGGACCUUGAGAGGGAAAAGGCUCGUCAGGCCUUGCAGGAGAUGGAGAGAACUGUAGAAAUUAAUGACAGUGUUGAUCCCAAGGACCUAGAAAUGCUUGGUACAGUCACCACAGAACAUAUUGUGAGUUCUGUCGAUGAAACGAGUCCAGAGCAUUCCCAGGAUGGCAUGCCCAGUUUUCUUCCUGGUUCUGGCAGCAUGUUGGAGAAACUUGGACUAUUUAUGAAAGUAGACGAGGAAGAAGAGGAAGAAGAGCCAUGCAGCAAAGAUGCGGAUGAAGGAGAAAUCAACUAAUGUCUGUUGAGAUAUUGGAGCCUUCUGGUCAAAGACAGAACAAUCGCCUGUUUCAGCUGGCCGACGCACAUGGGGAAAUUGCUGGUAGCUGCGCACAUGUCGGACAUUUUCUCCCAAACGGUGCACGAAAGAAUUCCCUCGAAUUUGGUGCUGCUGGAGGUGUUGAAUCACGUGCUUGCGGGAUUUACGCCUUCGGAAGGGAGGGGAGGACAGAGAUCGAGGCCACAAAAAUCCAGCUGCAAAUGAAAAUGGAGUUCAUCUCUAAAAUCCUCCUGGAAUCAAGACGUUGUUGCGAGCUGUUGUUGGGUGUAUUAAUCUGAUGGAGGCUUCUGGAAGAUUCCUUCUGACUCGCACACGGUCAGAUGUUGGCUCAGUACCACUUCUCACCAACACUUUUGCUGCUGUAAGACGACCAAAUCCAGCUGCUUUGGUGAUAUAGUCCAGUACGGAUUAUGAAUACUAAAGUGCAAGUGGGGCAAUAUCUGGCAAAAUUUGUAUGCACGUAUCUACGAUUGUUCAUUGUAUACACGGAAGUUCACCAGUAAAGAUUAUAUGGUUAUCACCUGGUACUACAUAGUACAGUAUAAUUUAAUGUAUUUUGGCUACGGUUCAGUUUGACUAAUUCAAAUGUAUUGCCUAGAUAUGUACUCCUUCCGUCCCGUCCCAUAAUAUAAGAGCAGUUUUUGACACUACCAGGGAGUAAUUUCUAAUAUUAUCAGCUCAGAUUUUUUAAAGUGCA